AUGGUUUGUACGCCGAAAAUUAGAUCACUUUUUCCAUUGGAUAGAAUAGCAAAAUGUCUUCUAUUAACCACCACAUACGAGCUAGAAGCUGAUGCAAUUGAUGAAAUAGUAAACAACACUUUUAUACCUGUGUAUGUCCUUGGUCCAAACAUACCCUAUUUCCGGAUUCGAACAAGUUUUCCAUCAAGCAAAUCUAGUUAUUACUCAUGGUUAGAAUCCAAACCACCAAGAUCCGUACUCUACGUGUCAUUGGGAAGUCUUGUACGCGUUGAAAAUAAUCAAAUAGCCGAGAUCUUGGCUGGUUUGAAGCAAAGUGGUGUUGCGUUCAUGUGGGCCGCGGGUGGUGAAGCCUUGCGGCUAAGUGGUGACUAUGGGAGUGACGGUUUGGUGGUGGAACGGUGUGAUCGGUUGAGGGUAUUGUCACAUUCUUCGGUUGGAGGGUUUAUUAGUCACUGUGGGUGGAACUCAACUAAAGAGAGUUUAUUUUCAGGGGUGCCAUUGCUUACUUUUCCUACACGAGGUGAUCAAGCGUUUAAUGGUAAACGCGUUUGUGAAGAUUGGAAAGUUGGGCGGAGAUUGAAGACUUGCAACGCGUUUGUGAGUAGGGAUGUGGUUAAGGAUGUUGUAAGGGAGUUUAUGGGUUUGGAGGGUGAUUUGAGGGCGUGUUUGAUGGAACAUGUGAAGCGCGUUGAGGGUAUUUGUCGCGAAAGUGUGGUGGAAGGCGGACAAGUUGAGAAAGAGAUCGAUUCGUUCAUGAGAGAUUCGGAGACGAAUUGGUUAAUGUCUUCAAGUAAUCUCGGCCUAACUGGUAGCUGUGGGAUGGAUUCCUCCGAUGACGAGAUUGAGCAUAUGGAGGCUGAGGGAGAGGUGGGGGACGAGGGAGAGCCGGCAUAUCCGUACCUGCAGUUUCCGCAGGGUUCACGGGCGAGGGGGAGAUGCGCUAGGUUGCGCACCAUAGAGAUUGGGGGCAUGUAG
Messenger RNA from Helianthus annuus (common sunflower), 975 nucleotides. RefSeq names its product UDP-glycosyltransferase 87A2. The coding region runs from base 1 to 975 and encodes 324 amino acids. The record is from RefSeq and is a predicted model, not a curated record. The transcript has 2 exons. Lineage: Eukaryota; Viridiplantae; Streptophyta; Magnoliopsida; Asterales; Asteraceae. Gene Ontology annotation, molecular function: UDP-glycosyltransferase activity.